Parnassius mnemosyne (clouded apollo) is the source of this 2748-nucleotide messenger RNA. NCBI's taxonomy places the organism in Eukaryota, Metazoa, Arthropoda, Insecta, Lepidoptera, Papilionidae. The record is from the annotation of a GenBank genome assembly.
AUGUUACAGGCGCAAAAUACGAUACUGACAAGCUUACUCGCGGCAACAAACACCACGCUCGCUGGUGUAAUGGCACCACCAGCAACAUUGCCACAGCCACAACCGGAAGUUAUACCACAAGUUGUAAUACCACCAGGUGUCGAAGUUGUAGAACUCCACUUGGACCCUGCAGAUUGGUUCCCAGCGGAGCCCUACAAAAUGGUGUUCAGCAGAAAGAAGAAUCCGAAAUGGAAGAACUUUCCCUACAGAUGCGAACAUUGCUUUAAGGGUUACCGGGUUGCGUCAACGCUACUAACCCACGCGGCGGAGAGGCACGGCUCGGUGCCCAAGGACGUGGCGAUCCCGUGUCCCUGCUGUCCGCACGUGUCCACUCGCCGCAAGCAACACAAGAAGCACCUGGAGACGCAUGAGGGCAAACGCCACAGGAUAUUCUGCCUCUACUGUUUACCACCACAGUGUGAAACUGAACAAGAUUUAAGACCCGGAGAAAUGAGUGUUAACGAGUCAUUUAUUGAAAAUGAAUCACCUCCUCCUUAUAUAAAAUUUCGGAAAGGUAGUAACGUUAUUCCUGCAAUUUCCGAUCUACAACAAGAAUUUAAAACUCUUCAAAGCAGUUUACUUAACAGGCUUGAUUCCUGGUUCUCAAAACAAGAAACAAAAUUUAAUACCCUUCUUAAUGACUUCGACGAAAUUAAAACCACGCUGAAAUUUAUCAGUGACAAAUACGAUGAUUUAGACAAAAGAACUCAUGAUGUCAGCAAGCGUGUAUCUAGAAUAGAACAGCAGCUGAAAUCCACACCGGUCUUCGAAGCACGUAUCUCUGAAUUAGAAACUAAACUGGCUGAAUUUGAACAAAAAUCUCGAAAUUGUAAUAUUGAGAUAAGUAAUCUGCCUGAAAAACGAAGCGAGAACUUAAUACAAAUAUUGGAGAAUAUUGCUAAAGUCAUAAAGCAACCAAUUUCUACUAAAGACAUAGUUAAAAUUCAUCGUGUACCUCAUAUGAACCCUAAGAUUUCACGCCCGAAGAAUGUAAUUGUAAAAUUUUUCAAUCAAGCAACGUGUGACAACUUUGUUUCUGCAGCAAGACUAUCAAAAGGAAUCACAACAGAGCAAAUAAAUAUGCAUGGAGCCGUUCAAAAUAUUUAUAUCAAUGAGCACUUAACUAUUCAUAGUAAGAAUUUGUUUCGUCAAACUCGUGAAAACAGAACGGAUAUAGAUUUGUGUGGAUCAAGCGCGGAACUGUACUGGUUCGUGCAAGCGAAACAUCUGCUAUUUUUGCUAUACGAAGGGAACAAGAUAUAUUAUCGAAAAUUAAACCAAAGGAUACCAAAUGAUGGAUUUACUUGUGAAAUAGUUAUUAGUAAUAGGGGGCUAAAUGGCACUCGAUGUAUUUUAAAGCCCACUUUUCACUGUGAAGAUGAAAUUAUAAAUGUCCCAUCAAAUAUUGACUAUGUGAUACUUAAGUUUUAUUCUAAGCAACAUAACGAAUAUCACGCUGUUAGCGGUGUUUACAUACCACCAAAUCAACCUUUAACUGCUUAUCAAUUAUUUUUUAACUCUCUCCAAAAUGAGCUUAUGUGUAACGAAAAUACAAAAAUAUAUAUUUUCGGGGACUUUAAUCUACCCCACAUUGAGUGGCUGCAGUGUGACGGGAAUACAUGUACUCCAAAUACACAUUACUGCAAAAAUCCAAUGACUUUGCUCGUUUCAAAUUUUUUAUCAAUUGUAGGUUGCAAACAAUUUAAUUUAAUUAAAAAUAAUAAGAAUCGCAUCUUAGAUCUUUUCAUUUCAAAUAAUGAUACAAGUACUUGUAAGUCACCACUAAACUUUUUAGUUCCAAUAGACGUCUUCCAUCCACCACUUAACGCCGAGAUAUUUUUUAACGUAGAAUACAUUCAAUUGGCGCGUAAAACUUUACCAAAAUAUCGAUUCUCCGAGGGUAAAUAUGCAGAUAUUAAUGACGAUAUUAAACGUGUAGACUGGGCAAGUAUUUUAGAGGUGCCGUCCUUAGACACUGCCACCAACCACUUUUAUGAAGAGAUAUAUAAAAUCAUUAGGAAACACGUACCUUUACGUCCAAUCAAAUCUAAAAAGUUUCCAAUAUGGUUUACACGUCCACUAAUACACAUAUUUAAAAAUAAAGAAAAAUCAUGGAUAAAGUGGAAAAAUUUUUCUAACCAAGUAGAUUAUGAGGAAUACUCUGUACUUCGAAAAAGAUUUAAACAACUUUCCGCGCAAUGCUUUAAUUCAUAUUUAAGUAAAAUUGAAACAAGUUUGCAGAAAGACAUCAAAGUAUUUUGGUCUUUUGUAAACAAUAAAAAAAAAUGUGGUAUUCCCAACGUAAUGUUUCACGAUGGAAAUGAAACCGAUAAUCCUGAGGACAUAUGUGAAUUUUUUUCUAACUAUUUUACUUCAGUUUAUGAGAACAUCUCACUGAUGACGUACCACAUAGAUUUACUUCCUUGCUCAUCAAACACUAACUUUAUUAUCUCAGAUAUAUCAUUUUCAAAAAACACUAUAGAACAAUGUCUAAAAAACUUAGAUAUAACUAAAAGUUCAGGACCAGACGCGAAUGCCUCCGAACCGUAUGUGAAAGAGUCUGAAAAGUACCCAUUCGACAAGUUUCCUCAAUUCUGGUAUGCAUCGGAGGAGUCUUUACGUCUACACAAAAAGCGGAAACACCCCUACGCUGCCAUGUUCAACUAUAAUUGGUUCUGUUCAUGGGGCGACAGUAUUCCUAAUAGUUAA